GUCAGAAUGGCUUUGACAGGUGGGUACGCCGUCAUUAUGGAAGAAGCAGUAUCCAUACUAACGCAUCCUGCAUCCAGAAGACGCUGUCCCACCCGCUGAAGUGUCAGUCUGUUGCUCUAUACGAUGUAGCACACGAACACACCAAUACUAACAUUGACAACUACUCAUUCUAGCAUGUCAAUUGCCACCCCAAUCAACCUCGCCCUCCUGUCUCUCUUCUCCGUUCUAGUCUAUCUGCACUUCCGUCCCAAGGCUCCAGUCAAGCUCCCGCAACCUCCGCCUCCAAUCGUCUUCCGCACAUUCACACCGGCAACUCUCCUGCCCUUCAACGGUGAAGAUGGCAAACCCGUCUACCUCGCCGUGCGAGGCCGUGUCUUUGACGUAACACCAGGCAGGAACUUCUACGGGCCCGGUGGUCCAUACGAGAAUUUUGCCGGUCGAGAUGCCUCGCGUGGUCUGGCAUGCCAGAGUUUCGAUGAGGAGAUGUUAACGAAGGAUCUCAAGGGUCCCUUGGACGAACUCAAGGAUCUCGACGCCGAGCAGUGGGAGAACCUCGGCAGUUGGGAGGAGAGAUUCUUGGAGAAAUACCUUGUUGUUGGCAAGUUAGUGGCAGAGGGUGAUCCGGAAGCGCUCAAAUCGGAAGCCGAGUAGGUGUUGGUCUGUCACACACAAAAUUGUGCAAUUUAAGUGCAGCCCAGCAACACCAAUUAGCUUACGGGCAGGUGGGAUUUCCGUUUGCAAGAAGGAAAAAUAAACAGUAACAAAAGUUGUAGGAUAUGGGUCCAGGGUUGAAAAAAAGACAAAGGUAACUUCAUGGCUACUAACUGGUUUCCAUUAUUGUGUGAGUUUCAUUUCGUGUUUGUAUAUGUUGAGAUUGGAGUAUUUGAUUACAUAUUUACAUUCAUGGUUCAAGGAUAGCCAGUAAGCCA
Molecule: messenger RNA, 929 nt
Organism: Monascus purpureus
Lineage: Eukaryota; Fungi; Ascomycota; Eurotiomycetes; Eurotiales; Aspergillaceae
Source: the annotation of a GenBank genome assembly